Zea mays is the source of this 1633-nucleotide messenger RNA. RefSeq names its product translation initiation factor IF-2. Bases 432 to 1466 code for a protein of 344 amino acids. The record is from RefSeq and is a predicted model, not a curated record. The transcript has a single exon. NCBI's taxonomy places the organism in Eukaryota, Viridiplantae, Streptophyta, Magnoliopsida, Poales, Poaceae.
ACCUGCUCUUGUACUGUGGCAAGUAAAAGAGGGGUACUCACUCACUAUCAGAGCAAGUAAGCUGCAAUCGGAUGCUCAGGCUCAGAACUCAGAGGCCUAGCAUAAUGGCGCUGGGCAGCGUUUGAUUCGUUGCCUGCUGCAUCGUAUUCUCUGCUCCCGGGUUCGGGGGUUCUCCGUCCGCCAAGCCGGCGCGUUCGACCCGGUAGCCCGAAACCGCCCGUAUAUCAUGGGAACUUUUCAGUACACGGUGGAUCGAACCGAACUACUUCCGCGCUGGCACGCCACCGGCAGGCACCGCCGUCGCCGAACCAAAACCAACUGCUCUCCACUCUCGUACGUACUCGAUCGGCUCUUGCCUCUCGCGAGUUUAAAGUUGCCGCUCGCCACCUCGCGGCCUCGCCUCACGCGUCCAUGCCCCGGUACCCCCGGCAAUGGCAGCCGCAGCGGUGACGUCGCCGGACCCCUUCGCGUUCCACUGCCCCGUCGCUCCGGCCGAGGCCGACGUCGGCGAGUUCGAGUUCCACGUCGUGCCAGCCGCCGCGGCAGCGCUCUCGGCCGCCGACGAGCUCUUCUCCGGCGGGAAGCUCGUGCCUUUGCACCGGCCGGCGCCCGCAUCGGCGCCCUGCUCCCCUCCGCCGUGCCUGGACGUGGAGCCCGCGUCCUCCGAGCCGACGUCGCCUCGCGCCCCGCGAUGCGCCGGGCGCCGCUGGCGCGACCUCCUCCUCCUCGUCUCCGGCUCCAGGAAACCCAAGGCUACCGCCGCCGACGCCAGCAACCGCGCGGCGGGUGGGUAUCUGCACGCGGUACGGGAGACGCAUUUCCGGCCGCUCCUCUCGCGGGACUCGUCCUCGUCCUCGUCCUCGGCGUCCUCGGCCGACUCGGGAAAGAACGCGCGCCGCGCGCCGCCGUCGUGUUCCCCGCUUCGGACGCGGUCGGCGCCCGUGGCGAACCUGCUCCACCUCAUGUCGUCCAGGACGAAACCUACCGGCGGCGACAAGGCCGGCGCCGGCCCGGACGCGCCGCCGCGCCCGAAGCGGCAGGAGCCGGCGGGCGCGCACCCGCUCCUGGCCCGAGCCUCGUCUUCUUCGUCCUCGGCGUCCUCCUCGGACUCCUGCAGGAACCCUCGCGCGGGCGCGGGGCCGUGGCGGCCGCGCGGCCCCUCUCGUCCGUCCCGGCCCGCGGUGGCCGCGGAGAGCCCGCGCGUGAGCGCGUCCGGACGCGUGGUGUUCCGCGGCCUGGAGCGCUGCUCGAGCACGCCGGCGUCGGCGGGCGCCGCGCCGCGCCGGCCGCGGCCGAGGGGCAUGGAGCGGUCCUACUCGGCCAAUGUGCGCGUGGAUCCCGUGAUCAAUGUCUUCGGCUUCGGCCACCUGUUCAUGCCGUCGUCGCCGGCCAAGGAGAGGGACGUCGCGGGCCGUAGGAACAGGCCGGAGAAGCUGGCCAUGGUGCUGAGAGAUCCACAGGAUUAGCGGCCACGCUUGUGCGAUAAUGAUGCAUUGGAUUCUCCUUGUCUCUUUUUUUUUUUUGUUGUUGUUGUUGUUGUUGUUUCCGAUCGUUGUAAUAUAACGCCAACUCCCAGUGUUUAGUUCAGUUGUAGGAUCAGAACAAGAGAAAUUCCAGGGAAACUUUGGUGAGA